Messenger RNA from Podarcis raffonei (Aeolian wall lizard), 3201 nucleotides. RefSeq names its product cyclic nucleotide gated channel subunit beta 3 (gene CNGB3). The coding region runs from base 1 to 2946 and encodes 981 amino acids. The record is from RefSeq and is a predicted model, not a curated record. Gene Ontology annotation, biological process: monoatomic cation transmembrane transport. The transcript has 21 exons. Gene Ontology annotation, molecular function: cGMP binding; intracellularly cAMP-activated cation channel activity; intracellularly cGMP-activated cation channel activity. Lineage: Eukaryota; Metazoa; Chordata; Lepidosauria; Squamata; Lacertidae. Gene Ontology annotation, cellular component: intracellular cyclic nucleotide activated cation channel complex; photoreceptor outer segment; plasma membrane.
AUGGCUGCUCAAGCUGAAGGGGCUAUAAAAUCAUUUGUCACUUGCCAGUUAUGUGACAAGACAGAUAUGAUACAUAUACCAUCAUUACAGGCUGUGCUUCUUUCAAAUUCGGCUUGGGAAAAGACUGAGAUCGACAUUAUAGCACUAUUUGAAAAUGUUCCAGUAGUGCUCACUGGGCAAUCACCCAGACAGAUACCUUCAGAAAAUGCAAUAUGGAUUCCAGCAAUGAACUUUGGCCAGCAGCAGGUUUCACUGAGCUCUCUUCUAGUUUCUGCUCGUCUUCUAUCUUUUAAGGAACAGCAGCAAUCCUACAGGCGGACAUUGAAAGGGAAAAAGGAAGAGAAGAGGAGUGAUGGUAACCAGGAAAAGAUGAAGCAGGAGGUGCAGCAGCAGCAACAGCUUCUCCUUCUAUAUUCUGAAGCAAGGGAGGAAGAUAAGAAGGAAAAAGAAGAAAGUAAAAACACAAAUGAUGCUGUGAAAAAAGAGACAGAAAACAAUGCAGAGCCAGACCCUAAGCAACAAGAUGCAGCAGGGCCUCCAGAAAAAGAACCCGAUCCCCCUCCAGCUGACAAGCCUGCUGAGGCAACACAACAGGAAGAGGCACAGCUGGUCAAGGAGAAAGAAGAGACAGCCACGACAGAGAAUAAGCGACCAGGAACCCCCAUAAAUGAAUAUGCUCAAACUCAGCUUCAAGAAAUCAUCAAGCAGAUGCGAGAAAGGACCGCUACGUAUAAAGAAAAACUGAGUGACCCAGUCAUCUCCUCUCCUGAGCCCAGUCCAACAGCAACACCCAAAAAGACGGCGCCACCCCCUCCGCCAAAAGAAGAGAAAAAGGAGGAGAAAAAAGAGGAGAAAAAAGAAGAGGAGAAGAAACCAGAAGAAGCAAAACCAGAGGAGCAUUACUGUGAUAUGUUGUGCUGCAAAUUCAAGAGGCCGCCCAUGAAAGAAUACUUGAGGAAAAUGAAGCUACCAGAAAGUAUAGAUGCAUACACAGACCGUCGCUAUAUAGGAUGGCUGUUUUUGGUUACCGUUGCUUAUAACUGGAACUGCUGGUUCAUCCCACUGCGAUUAGUAUUCCCGUUUCAGACACCAAGCAACAUGAUAUACUGGAUUGUGAUAGACAUCUUAUGCGAUAUCUGCUACGUCUGUGAUCUGCUGAUAUUUCAACCCCGAGUACAAUUUGUGAGAGGUGGAGAUAUAAUAGUAAAUAAAGUAGAAAUGAAGAAAUACUACCGGAGCACGUUAAAAUUUCGGCUUGAUGUGUUUUCCAUAAUACCGUUUGAUGUCUUGUACGUUGUGUUUGGAUUUAAUGCAAUAUUUAGAGCAAACAAGGUGGUGAAGCAUCUCACGUUCUUUGAAUUCAAUGACCGACUGGAGGCGAUCAUGGAAAAAGCAUACAUUUACAGGGUCGUUCGAACUACUGGGUACCUGUUGUUUAUCUUGCAUCUUAAUGCAUGUCUGUAUUACUGGGGUUCAACCUACGAAGGACUCGGCAGCACUAAAUGGGUAUACGAUGGCAAAGGAAACAUGUAUCUAAGAUGUUACUACUGGGCAGUUCGCACUUUAAUCACUAUCGGUGGGCUUCCAGAACCAGUAACCAUGUUUGAAAUCAUCUUUCAACUUCUGAAUUUCUUCUCAGGGGUCUUCGUAUUUUCCAGCUUGAUUGGUCAGAUGCGAGAUGUCAUUGGCGCAGCGACAGCAGGGCAGAACUACUACCGUGCCUGUAUGGAUAACACUGUAUCUUACAUGAACGUCAACACAAUCCCAAGAAUUGUUCAGAAUCGUGUUCGAACUUGGUAUGAGUAUACGUGGGAUUCGCAAGGAAUGCUGGAUGAAUCUGAAUUACUGGAGCAGAUGCCAGGAAAGAUGCAGCUAGCCAUUGCAAUCGAUGUGAACUUUGCCAUUGUCAGUAAAGUUGACUUGUUCAAAGGAUGUGAUAACCAAAUGAUCUGUGACAUGCUGCUGAGACUGAAAUCCAUUGUGUAUUUACCUGGUGACUUUGUCUGCAAAAAGGGAGAAAUUGGUAGAGAAAUGUACAUCAUCAAACAAGGAGAGGUUCAAGUGCUGGGAGGUCCUGAUGGCACCAAGGUCCUGGUCACUUUGAGAGCAGGAGCUGUAUUUGGAGAAAUCAGCCUAUUAGCUGCAAGCGGGGGAAAUCGGCGGACUGCAAAUGUGGUGGCCCAUGGAUUUGCCAACCUCUUCAUUCUUGACAAGAAGACCCUCAAUGAAAUCUUGGUGCACUACCCUGAAUCUGAAAAGCUCCUGAGGAAGAAGGGAAAAGUGCUCAUAAAGAAGGCAGGCAAGCCUGUGGGAGGACCAGCAGCACCUGCCAAAGGCUUGACCCUGUUAACACAGAAAGUAGAACCACCCAAGAUGUUCCAAGCGCUGCUGGGUGGAAAAGGUGGUGGCAUGGCGGCUGUUAUCCAGCUGAAGAGACAGAUGGAGGAACAGGAGGAAAAAGAAAAGGAAGAACAAGCAAAGAAAGAAAAAGAAGAACGAGAAAAGGCGGAAAAGGAAAAGGAGGAAAAAGAAAGGGAAGAACAAGCAAGGAAAGAAAAGGAGGAACAAGAAAGGAAAGAAAAGGAGGAACAAGAAAGGAAAGAAAAGGAGGGACAAGCAAAGAAAGAAAAGGAAGAACAAGCAAAGAAAGAAAAGGAACAAAAGGCAGAAAGAGACAAAAAAGAAAAAGCCAAGCUUGAAACCAAACCUACAGAAAUAAACCCAACACAGUCUGCAGAGGCCAAAGAGCCACAGAUGCAAGUGGAACCAUCUGCCCAUAAGGAAGAACCAGCUCCCAGCAGCCAGCCACCACCACCGGCUCCUCCUAAACCAAGUUUGCUCAGAGGAACCACUAACCAGUCCCUUAUCAUUAGCAUGACUCCUUCCAGCACCCCAGGAGAAGGAGAUAUUCUUACUGUUGAAGUCAAAGUGAGGGAUCAAGUAUAACUGGUGGUUCCUCUUGCUGUGCAUUGUACCCAGUUCUGGGUGCCCAAUUCAAUUUUACAGGACCAAAUCUGCUUAUUUUUAGAUACAUGUUUCUACUGAAAUUAGUACUCCCCCUCUAAGUUUGCAUCUAUACAGGUUCCUCACACCUAUCUUAGUAUAAAAAAUAUAGGGCCUCUCCCUUCUGCGCCUCAGCUGGAGAAAAUGGCCUUUUGGAAGGCCUUUCUUCAUUGGGACUGCCAUCUUAGGCCAAAUUAC